UAACCAAUCGUUUAGUUAACCAUCGACUGCACACCGGCGCGUACCGAUCGCCUCUCGCGCGUUUGCGUUCGCUGUUUAACGUUUGUUGCACUCUCAAGCGCGCACACACAUUUGGAGUGUUUAUGUGCUAUUAUUUUUAUAAAUAUAUAUUAUAAUACCGCGUACACUCGAGUGACAUAUAUUUUAUUGUGAUUUUUUUAUUUUUUUUUUUUACCUCAAUUUUUUGAGCUCGCGACCGUUUUAAUAUUUUUUUUUAUUUACCGCGCACGUCGUCCACGGCAAUCGUAUACCUCUGUAAAAAAAAAAAAUCCGCGAUAGUCAUAUACCACUAUCACGACGGCGACGCUCAUCAGCGGUACGGUGCAGUCUUCCGGUCGUAGCAGUACUUCUUUGCUACAGCAGUGGCCGGCCGGGCUAGCAGCUGCAGUGGCCACCGGCGGUGACAUCAUCGGUAAGACAAGGACGACGACGACGACCAACACGGCGAUGACCGUGCACGAACUCACAGCCGCUUCGGCGGCCGGCACCAUGCCCAUGCAUCAUCUCGGCAGAUCUCGGUUCAUGAUCACGGACAUCCUGUCCGACAACGGUCGCAAUAACGGAAGCGGUUCGCCCGUGUCGCCCGCUUCGUCCACGGACGGGCCGCGCGACCUGUCCCUUCACGGACGCGCGUCCUCCGGCAGCAACGGCGGAGGUGGCGGUCAGGGAGCAGGACCCGCCGGCGUCGACGGAGGACCGGCCGACUCGGACCUUAGCGAUGAUCACGAGAGCGGCACCGAUAGCGGAUUGCCGGGUGACAACUCGUCCGUUUGCUCGAACGGUCACAGAGACGACGAUGGCCGGAAUUCUGGUUCAAAUCUCAGCAAGAAACAGAGAAAAGCGAGGACUGCGUUCACAGACCACCAGUUGCAAACACUCGAAAAGAGUUUUGAGAGGCAAAAGUACCUGAGCGUCCAGGACCGCAUGGAAUUAGCGGCCAAGCUCAAUCUGUCCGACACACAAGUCAAGACCUGGUAUCAGAACAGGAGAACCAAAUGGAAACGUCAGACGGCAGUAGGCCUGGAACUGUUAGCCGAGGCGGGCAACUACGCGGCGUUCCAACGGCUGUACGGCGGGCCGCCGUACGGAUGCUGGCCAUAUCCAGCCGGUGCGGCGGGAGCUGCGGGCGGCGUAUCCGGCGGGGGCGGUGUCUCGGGCGCGGGCGGCGCACCGUCGGCCGCCGACCUGUAUUACCGUCAGGCAGCCGUGGCCGCGGCCGCCGUGUCGACACUCCAAAAGCCGCUGGCCUACAGGCUGUACCCAGGCAUGGCGGGCGGACCGGGUGCCGCGGGCUCUGGCGCCGGCGCGUCCGGCCACCAUCACCAUCAUCACCACAUACCGCCGCCGCCCGUGCCGCUCGCCCAUCCGAUGUACUACGGAGGCGUCCACCAUCCGGCCACCAUGCCGCCGAUGCCCGGCCGCAGUCCCACUCCCGAACCACCGGGCCGAUCGUCCCGGGACUCUCCCAGAUCGACGGUGGACAGCCGGCCGGGUUCGGUGGACGUCGAAGACGACGGGUCCGACUCGCCCAACGUGGACGUUUAAGCGACGACCGCGGCGCGCUGGCCCACUGCGUGCCAUAUAACGACCAUCAUCGCACCGUGCACGUGACAUUCGCCAAAAUUAUAUGGUCUGUCGCUAUCGUUGUCGUGUUUAAAAGUGCAGUUGCAGUGUAUUUAUCUACAAUGAGAUGACACUGUAAAAUGCAUACUCGAACACAUAUACACCCACCUAGUCGUCGUUUAAUUUUUAUUAUUAUAUUAUUUUUAUUAUUAUUAUUAUUAUUAUUUGUAUAUGUAUAGUAUUAUAUUUGCGUUCCAUAUAUACCGACUCUGACGCGAAAAAUGUGUUUUUUACUCAUUUUCUUCUUAAUGCGAGAAAUUAUAUUAUUACUACGACAGACUUCAUUACUUUUAAUAUUAUAUUAUACAAUUUUCAAAAACCUUAUACGCAGAAAACAUACUUAUAUAAUAUGUAUAUUAUACCCCCUCAAAGUACAAAUAUUUAAUUUUUAAUUUAUUCGUAGUGAAACCGUACAACACGUUUUUCAGUGGAAAAGAAUAUCCGAAUUUGUUCGUUAACACACGCGUAUAUAGGUAUACUUGUUAUUAUUAUUACCAUUAUAUCUUACCGAAGAUUUUGUUAUGCGUUUGUUCAAAUUUUUUUUUUAUUAUUAUUAUUUCUUUUUAUUUCAAUUAAACCAUGUCGGUAAGUUAGAGACUUUAACGUUCGUCAACCGUACGAUAACUCAUUAGAGAAACAAUAUACAAUUUUAAUACGUGGGUACUAUACAUAAUAUUAUCUUGUCUAUUAACAUACGUGUAUAUUGUAUAUUUGUUCGUCUAUAUACUUUUGAUGUAGGUACGUUUUUAAUAAUUUUGCUUACCACGAUUGUUUAUUAUCGAUAUUAUAUUAUUAUUAUUAUUACUGUAAAUAUUACUUAUAUAUUACGAUAACAAUUAGAUACCGAUAUUGUAUAUAUAUAUAGAUACAGUGUAAGUGAUAAGUAUCAAUAAUUUAUUUCGUAUAAAUAUGAUGAUGUAGUGAGUAAGUAAGUGAAUAAGUAUGAAUAAAUAAUUAUAUUAUACGAAGUCGUGCAAUGUAAUAAAACUAAUUAGAUUAUAUGUUAUACGUAUAUUCUACCAUAAUAUAUAUAUUAUAUAUAGACAUUUUAUUAGUUAUAAUCAUAAUAUAUAAUUGUAUGUACCUCAAUUUUGUCGUCAGGCUUGGUAUAACUGUAUAUGUAUUAUGUACGUCUUAAAAUAUGUGUAUUGAUAUACGCGAUAUUUUUCAUGUAAUCGUCAAGUGUAGAGAACAUGAUCGUGCCAAAACAAAAAAAAAAAAAAAUAGUGUACGCGAUUAAAAAACAAAUGAACAUUAUAUAUAGGAAAAAAUACCAAGACGCUUCGUUUUAUAUAAUAUAUGAUACACAAUAAUAUUAUUAUAUACCUAACAUUUAGGAAUCAUAUAUAUAUAAUUAUGUUGUAAACAAUAUUUAUAUACAUAUAUUAUAAUUAUACAUAUAUAAACGCUAAAGUACACGAUCGCGAAUCGUUGUACGAUGUUUUUCCGUGUAAAUAAUAUCAUUCUUGUUACGUGUAAAAAUAUGAAAAAUAAAUUAACAUUAUUGUUUAGAGUUUAA
This is a messenger RNA of Aphis gossypii (cotton aphid), 3181 nucleotides long. Its product is annotated as homeobox protein B-H1-like. The coding region runs from base 487 to 1584 and encodes 365 amino acids. The record is from RefSeq and is a predicted model, not a curated record. Gene Ontology annotation, biological process: regulation of DNA-templated transcription. Gene Ontology annotation, molecular function: DNA-binding transcription factor activity, RNA polymerase II-specific; DNA binding. NCBI's taxonomy places the organism in Eukaryota, Metazoa, Arthropoda, Insecta, Hemiptera, Aphididae. The transcript is spliced from 3 exons.